AUGCUCGCGUCCCCCACACUAGUUAGUAGUAAUCUAGGGCAUCUCCUCAAAUUCCACCAUCUCAAGGCUCCCGUCAAUAAUCUCCAUCACCACAGUUCCAAGAUACAUCUUGCCAGAUCGACGAAGAGCAAUCCACCUUACCUAAACAAGACCUCUCCGCCCAUCAAAAUAGCUUCCCGCGCUCUCGCCCGGCUCCGACGCCUCACCUGCACCAUGUCAACCACAGCAACGACCCCGUCCUCCACCGGCGCCGCCCCCUGGCGGCCCCUCUUCAACACGCACAUCUCCAAGAUGGACUCGCCCGAGUUCGUCCUCUCCUCGCUACACGCGGCGCCCCAGGGCGCGCCCGUCUCGCACCUCCCGCGCGCGCGGUACUGCAUCUACCGAGGCAUGUGGGGCGAGCUGCCGGAGAACGGGCGCAACGUCGCGCCCCGGAACGCGCGCGUGUACGAGAGCGACCUGUUGACGCUGACGACGGACGUCCGGAUGGAGAAGGUGCCGGAGAUCUUCGCGACCGGCGCCGGUCACGGGGACGUGGCGCAGAGUCAGGGGAGCGGCGGUGGGGGGCCUGUCGAGGCCGUCUUCUGGGUGAAGGGGGUUAUGGCGCAGUGGCGCAUUCGGGGGGAUGCGUUUGUCGUGGCGAGGGAUAUUGAGGGCGGGGGCGAGGAGAGCAGUGGCGUGAGGACGGUGAAGAGUGCUGUUGGGGAGAGGAUGAGGGUGGUGAGUGAGGAGGGGAAGGAAGCCUGGAGCUGGAAUACGGAGCUGACGGCGCAUUUUGGGAACUUGAGUCCUGGGAUGAGAGGGAGCUUUAAGAAUCCGGCGCCUGGCACGCCGGUGGGCUCGACGCCUGGAGAGGGUUUGGGAAUGGGACAGAAGGUAGAUGAUUUGGAAGACGAGGUCGCAAGGAAGAACUUUAGGGUUGUCAUUAUCAAGCCUGAAGUCGUUGAGCUCUGCGAUUUAAGCGACCCGGAGCGCUCUCGUCGCUGGAGAUACACUUUCGUUGGGCCGAAUGCUCAAUCCGGAGAAGGAGCCGAGAUUCUUGGUGAGUGGAAGAAGGAAGAGCUUUGGCCAUAG
Molecule: messenger RNA, 1074 nt
Organism: Drepanopeziza brunnea f. sp. 'multigermtubi' MB_m1
Lineage: Eukaryota; Fungi; Ascomycota; Leotiomycetes; Helotiales; Drepanopezizaceae
Molecular function (GO): FMN binding
Source: RefSeq, a predicted model, not a curated record